GGCUGCUCGUGGGGUCUCUAGAUGAAAGAGAAGGUUACUCACGCAAAAUUAAAAGUCAAAAUAAUGAACUUAAUAUAGAACCAAGCCGUACUUUAUGUACGAUAACAUAUAUCCUGAAGCAACACCGGGGGACGUUAGGCAUUAAUUAUUUCUUAAAUCGCCCAAUUAUACAUCAUUUCAUGCUAAUCUAAAUGAUGCCGUUUCUCUCUCGGCAGACACCACUCAACUGGAGACAACCCCCAUAUCUGUGUAUAAAAGCCCCAAGAACCCACAGGCUGGUGAUGCUUUGUUCUCCUUUGAAGUCACGGCUGCCCACAGACAAGGGGAACGUUUGCCCUGGCACCAUGUCUCUCCGGUUUUCUGGCGGAUCCAGGCACGUUGGCCUACAGUCAGGAUCCCUCAGGCCACCCAGCGGAGGCGCAGGAUUUGCAGGCGGCAGUGCGGGGGGCAGUUCGGCUGCUGGGAGUGGAUUUUCUUGGGCCUUAGGAGGGACACUAUGCGGUGGCCCUGGUGGAAGCCAUGCCGCUGGUGCCCUGGGCAAUGCUGCUGGUGCGGGCUUCACUGGAAACGAAGGGGGUCUCCUCUCUGGGAACGAGAAGGUCACCAUGCAGAAUCUUAACAACCGCUUGGCCUCUUACCUGGAUAACGUGAAGGCUCUGGAGGAGGCAAACACUGAGCUAGAGAGGCGGAUCAAGAACUGGCAUGAGAAAUACGGACCCGGAUCUUGCCGUGGACUCGAUAAUGACUACAGCCAGUAUCAUCUGACCAUCGAGGACCUUAAAAGCAAGAUUAUCUCUUCCACGGCUGCUAAUGCUAAUAUAAUUCUGCAGAUUGAUAAUGCCAGACUGGCUGCUGACGACUUCAGACUAAAGUACGAAAAUGAACUCACCCUUCACCAAAACGUAGAGGCGGACAUCAACGGAUUGCGCCGUGUCCUCGACGAGCUGACCCUCUGCAGGACGGACCAAGAGCUGCAGUAUGAAUCCCUGAGUGAGGAGAUGACCUAUCUCAAAAAGAACCACGAAGAGGUAGGAGAAGCUCUGCAGUGCGCAGCGGGAGGCAACGUGAACGUGGAGAUGAACGCAGCCCCGGGUGUGGAUCUCACCGUCCUGCUGAACAACAUGCGAGCCGAGUACGAGGCCCUGGCUGAGCAGAACCGCAGGGACGCCGAGGCAGGGUUCCAAGAAAAGAGUGCCACGCUGCAACAGCAGAUCUCCAAUGACAUGGACGCAGUCACCUCGGCCAGGUCGGAGCUGACAGAGCUGAAGCGCUCCCUGCAGACUCUGGAAAUUGAGCUGCAGUCACUCUCAGCAACGAAACACUCGCUGGAGUGCUCCCUGGCGGAGACCGAGGGCAAUUACUGCUCUCAGCUGGCUCAUAUCCAGGCUCAGAUCAGCGCCCUGGAGGAGCAGCUGCACCAGGUCAGGACCGAGACCGAGGGCCAGAAGCUGGAACACGAGCAGCUGAUGGACAUCAAGGCCCACCUGGAGAAGGAGAUCGAGACCUACUGCCGCCUCAUCGACGGAGACGAAAAGCUUUCUCCCAGUUCCUGCUCCGGCUCAAAGGGCUUUGAAUCUGGAAGCUCGGGGAAUUCAUCCAAAGAUUUGUCCAAAACCACACUGGUAAAGGCGGUGGUUGAAGAAAUAGAUCAGCGUGGGAAGGUGCUGUCCUCGAGGAUCCACUCCAUCGAGGAGAAGAUGUCUAAGAUGAGCAACGGCAAGGCUGAGCAGAGGGUUCCCUUCUAGCUCCCACGCUAGGGGGCAGAAUAACGGGGCGGAGCCAGCUCAGCUACGCCAGUCUAAAUCUCAGGGAGAAUGGAAACGCUUUCUACUAUCACAGAUAAAGUGACCUUAUACAAAAUGCCUCUUUUCUUGGUGACUUUCGCAUGAUAUUGGGUGUUUCUGUUCCAAAUAAAGAAAA
This is a messenger RNA of Microtus ochrogaster (prairie vole), 1920 nucleotides long. RefSeq names its product keratin, type I cytoskeletal 28 (gene Krt28). Gene Ontology annotation, cellular component: cytoskeleton. The record is from RefSeq and is a predicted model, not a curated record. NCBI's taxonomy places the organism in Eukaryota, Metazoa, Chordata, Mammalia, Rodentia, Cricetidae. Bases 192 to 1745 code for a protein of 517 amino acids. Gene Ontology annotation, molecular function: structural molecule activity. Gene Ontology annotation, biological process: intermediate filament organization; hair follicle morphogenesis; epithelial cell differentiation. The transcript has 8 exons.